GCGGCGGCGGCGGCUCGGGAGAGAGGGGCGCGGGCAGCGGGCGCGAUGCUCGGCCGGAGGACGCGUCCGACGGCGGCCGGGCACUGAGCCGGGCAGGGCGGGGCGGCCGGCGCCGGGCAUGGAGCGCGGGGGUGCCGAGCCUCGGGACGUUUGGGGCGUGCCUCGUCCGAGCCCGCGGCGCGCCUGAAGUUGCGGCCGGCGAGCGGCGAGCGGGCGGCCCGAGGGGACCCCGGAGCGGCCGGCGAGCCGCGGAUGAGCCUUCGCGCCGGCGGCGAGACGCGGCGUAGCCAGGGCCCAGCAGGCGGCCCGCGGGGCCGAUCCGGCGGAGAGCAGAGCCCGAGGCGCGGCGCGGCGCCGCUCCGCACACGCACACGGAGCCAUGAGGUGCCACGUUGCCACCAGCUGCCACGUGGUCUGGCUUUUUGUGCUGAUCUCCGGAUGCUGGGGCCAGGUGAACCGGCUGCCCUUCUUCACCAACCACUUCUUUGACACAUACCUGCUGAUCAGCGAGGACACGCCCGUGGGUUCCUCUGUGACCCAGUUGCUGGCCCGAGACAUGGACAAUGACCCCCUGGUGUUUGGCGUGUCUGGGGAGGAGGCCUCCCGCUUCUUUGCUGUGGAGCCUGACACUGGCGUGGUGUGGCUCCGGCAGCCACUGGACAGAGAGACCAAGUCGGAGUUCACGGUGGAGUUCUCCGUCAGCGACCACCAGGGGGUGAUCACACGGAAGGUGAACAUCCAGGUGGGAGACGUGAACGACAACGCGCCCACGUUUCACAAUCAGCCCUACAGUGUCCGCAUCCCGGAG
Molecule: messenger RNA, 808 nt
Organism: Propithecus coquereli (Coquerel's sifaka)
Lineage: Eukaryota; Metazoa; Chordata; Mammalia; Primates; Indriidae
Product: cadherin-23-like
Exons: 6
Biological process (GO): homophilic cell-cell adhesion
Cellular component (GO): plasma membrane; catenin complex
Molecular function (GO): calcium ion binding; cadherin binding
Source: RefSeq, a predicted model, not a curated record